This is a messenger RNA of Pneumocystis jirovecii RU7, 1419 nucleotides long. RefSeq lists its product as uncharacterized. Gene Ontology annotation, molecular function: ATP hydrolysis activity; ATP binding. NCBI's taxonomy places the organism in Eukaryota, Fungi, Ascomycota, Pneumocystomycetes, Pneumocystales, Pneumocystaceae. The coding region runs from base 1 to 1419 and encodes 472 amino acids. The transcript has 15 exons. The record is from RefSeq and is a predicted model, not a curated record.
AUGUUAACUUUGCUAACUUUGUUAGACGAAAUUGCACAUAUCAAAAAGUUUAUUGCAAGUGCCGGCACCUAUGCAAACCUUGUCCGCCAAGCCAAGUCCAAGCAAAAGAUCAUUGACAAGAUGCAUGCUGCUGGUCUUGUCGAAAAGGUCGAUCCUCCUAAGACUGUUUCUUUUAAGUUUGAGAACGUUCGAAAGCUUUCUCCCCCAAUCAUUUCUUUUAAUGACGUCUCCUUCUCUUAUGAUGGAAAAUCCGAGAAUGCCCUCUAUAAAAACCUUUCUUUUGGCAUUGAUAUGGAUUCUAGAAUUGCUCUUGUUGGAAAAAAUGGCACUGGAAAGUCGACAUUACUUAAUCUUAUUAUGGGUCUUCUUAUACCCACAACUGGCUCUGUAUCAAGAAAUUCAGGCCUUAAACUUGCAAAAUACUGCCAACAUUCUGCUGAUCAGCUUCCUUACGACAGAUCUCCUCUCGAUUAUAUUCAUACUAAGUUUAAAGAUAUAUAUCCAGGAAAAGAUGUUCAGCAAUGGCGAUCACAUCUCGGAAGAUUCGGGAUUUCUGGAGGACAUCAGACAGCAGAGAUUCGCACAUUAAGUGAUGGGCUUAAGAGCCGUGUUGUAUUUGCUGAGCUCGCACUGGAGACACCUCAUAUUCUUUUGCUUGAUGAGCCUACGGUGGGUAAACUAAUUUUAGAAGUUAGAGAAGUCCUAGACUGUCCAUGUACAGCUAAUGUUCCCUUACAAGUUAGCAUUUGCCUUGGUUUUCCUGAUUCUGUGAGUAAAGGUCUUAUUAGUGUGGUCGUGAAGCAGAAUCACUUGGAUAUUGCGUCAAUAGAUGCACUGGCAAAGGCAUGCAAUGCAUGGACGGGCGGAAUUGUACUUGUAAGCCACGACUUCAGGCUAAUUGAGCAAAUUUGCCUCCCAGGUGUGGGUGAGCUUUGGGAGGUCAAACACAACACUAUCGUUAAACUUGACAUCACAAUCCACGAAUACAAACAUAGACUUAAAACAGCAAGCAGUGCAGCACUUGACAGAGCACGUGUGAAUGUAUGCAGCGCAAUGGAAGAUUCUAGAACGUUCCAGAAGAUACUAGAAGCUGUUGAUUCGAUCCUGAUUGGUGCCCUGGACAGGGCAUCCUGGACAAAAGACCCAUUGGGAACUCCGGGGAAGCCCAAUCGGGAAAUCAAGAUAAUGGUGAGUAACACGAGCAACGCAUGGACAAAGAUGUGGAUGUAUGGGAUGGGUGGGUUUUUUGGUGCAGCAGCAGUGAUAUGUGCAUACAAGCCAGAGGCAAACAUUGCAGCCUGGGCGCGGGAGCGCGCUGAAGAACGUGCGCGACAUGCAAAGCAUCUGGCGGCGCCAGGGGAGCCACAGGGGCCACAGGAGCCGCAGAAGCCUCAGGGUUCGCUGGAACCAGCAGCUUAA